CUUUUACUUAUGAGAAACCAUAAGUUUUUUAUCUUUUCUAUGUGGUUUUGCAUCUGAUUUCAAAAAUAAACAAUAGAAAUUAGAAGUGUUAGCAUAAACUAAAAGAGGCACCCAGCUUGGUUUGUUAAAAAUAACAGCUAAGUAAACGAAAUGACAAGUGUGCUUCUCCUCCAACGUGAUUGUGUAUUGAUGAAGCUGUUGCUAAUGCUUAUUCUUAUCAGAAGUGGCAGUGCUCAUAACGAGUGCCAUGAGAAUUUGUCUUGUGGACCGGACGAACCCCUUAUUAGAUUUCCCUUCCAACUGAUGAAGGAGAUGGAGGAACCAUGCACUUAUCCCCGUCUUUGUCUUUCUUGUACUGAAAAAAAUGUGACCCAUCUUGUGCAUUCUACGAUUAAACUCCAAGUCACUGAUAUAGACUACCAAAACCAGGAAAUUAGGUUAACUGACCCGGAAAACUGCUUUACCAACAAGUUUAUGGAAGUCAUCAAUUUUAUUCGAAGUUACCAAUUAGAAUCACCAUAUGAUGGACCAGAAAACAACUUGAUCUUCUUCAACUGUACUUCAGCGGGGCUUCCAUACCUCAGAAACAACUACAUGCGACAAGAUAUGGUCUCCUGUCCUAUUUACAUGGCUAAUUCUUUUGAAAGUGUCCUCAGAUUGGAUCUAACAUCCUGUACCAAGAUGUUCAAUAUCACUGCACCAAUCGCGGCCGUCCACUGGAAUUUAUUGAUUUUGAGAUGGACUAAACCAAAUUGUGCUGAGUGCGAAGCAAAAGGCAAGAGAUGUAAAUGGAAGACCAAUAAAGACACACAAGGAGACAUUGAAUGUCUUGAAUGCAAACGGAAGGGAAUUCACGUUCCUAAAUCUUUUAUUUUUGCUACUACAGGUUCCAUCUUUUUGGGGCUGCUGGUCAUUGCUGUCUUUAAGGGCAUUCUCUAUUUUAGGAAAAAGCAAGAAGACCAAGAAAGGGUGGACAAGUUCUUAGAGGAUUACAGAGCAGAAAAGCCUGCAAGAUUCACCUAUGCUGACCUUAAAAGAAUCACCAAUGGCUUUAAGGAAAACCUCGGAGAAGGAGCUCAUGGGGCUGUCUUCAGAGGAAAACUUUCGAGUGAGAUUCAAGUGGCUGUGAAGAUCCUCAACAAUACAGAUGUUGAAGGGAAAGAGUUCAUCAAUGAAGUGGGAAUUAUGGGCAAAAUCCAUCACAUCAACGUGGUGCGUUUGCUCGGCUUCUGUGCAGAAGGAUUCCAUCGUGCUCUUGUCUACAAUUUCUUUCCAAACGGUUCCUUACAGAGCUUCAUAUUUCCACCAGAAGACAAGGACCAUUUCCUUGGUUGGGAGAAGCUUCAACACAUUUCUCUCGGUAUAGCUAAAGGGAUUGAGUAUCUUCAUCAAGGUUGCAACCAUCCCAUUAUUCACUUUGACAUCAAUCCUCACAACGUGUUACUUGACGACAACUUCACUCCAAAAAUAUCUGAUUUUGGCUUAGCCAAAUUGUGUUCCAAGAAUCCCAGCGUGGUGUCAAUGACAGCUGCUAGGGGAACCUUGGGAUACAUUGCACCUGAAGUCUUCUCCAGAAACUUUGGGAACGUGUCUUACAAAUCUGAUAUUUACAGUUAUGGAAUGUUGUUGUUAGAAAUGGUCGGUGGGAGGAAGAAUGUGGACAUGUCUUCUCCAGAAGAUUUCCAUGUUUUGUACCCAGAUUGGAUCCAUAACCUGGUUGAUGGAGAUGUGCAUAUCCAUGUUGAGGAUGAAGAUGAUGUUAAGAUUGCAAAGAAACUAGCAAUUAUUGGGCUUUGGUGCAUUCAGUGGCAGCCAGGGAACCGUCCAUCCAUAAAAUCUGUGAUACACAUGCUAGAAACUCAAGAGGAAAACCAGAUUGCUGUGCCUCCUAAUCCAUUUCACUCAGCAACUUCCACUACAGUUAAGGGACCCACCUCCACAAGACGACCUUUGCAUUUGGAAGUGAUUGAAGAAUGAUUUACACGGGAAAAAACAAUAAUCUUUUAAUAUGUAGAAAUAUUAUCGAAGAUUAUUUUAUUAAAUAUGACGAAAUCUAUAACACCUA
This is a messenger RNA of Vigna unguiculata (cowpea), 2065 nucleotides long. RefSeq names its product rust resistance kinase Lr10-like. Gene Ontology annotation, molecular function: polysaccharide binding; protein kinase activity; ATP binding. The record is from RefSeq and is a predicted model, not a curated record. Gene Ontology annotation, biological process: protein phosphorylation. NCBI's taxonomy places the organism in Eukaryota, Viridiplantae, Streptophyta, Magnoliopsida, Fabales, Fabaceae.